Messenger RNA from Dromiciops gliroides (monito del monte), 945 nucleotides. Its product is annotated as chymotrypsinogen 2-like. NCBI's taxonomy places the organism in Eukaryota, Metazoa, Chordata, Mammalia, Microbiotheria, Microbiotheriidae. The transcript has 8 exons. Gene Ontology annotation, molecular function: serine-type endopeptidase activity. Gene Ontology annotation, biological process: proteolysis. Bases 34 to 870 code for a protein of 278 amino acids. The record is from RefSeq and is a predicted model, not a curated record.
AGGCCCUAAAAUCACCUUGACCCAGUUGCCACCAUGGCCUACUUGGGACUCCUGUGCUUUUUUGCCUUCAUCGGUGCCUCUUUAGGUCUCUUCAUGAGGUUGGAAGAGGGACCAUUGACCACUGGACCAGGCUGUGGUGUCCCUGCCAUUGAGCCUGUCUUGAGCGGCCUGGCUAGGAUCGUCAAUGGUGAAGAUGCUGUCCCUGGCUCCUGGCCCUGGCAGGUCUCCCUUCAGGAUAAAACCGGCUUCCACUUCUGCGGGGGAUCAAUCAUCAGUGAAGACUGGGUGGUCACUGCUGCCCAUUGUGGUGUCCUGAAAUCUGACGUGGUAGUUGCUGGUGAGUUUGACCAGGGUUCUGACGAGGAGGAUAUUCAAGUGCUGAAGAUCUCCCAGGUCUUCAAGAAUCCCAAAUUCAACUACUUCACCGUCAGCAAUGACAUCACUCUGAUCAAACUGGCCACUCCCAUCCAAUUUUCAGACACCGUGUCCCCCAUCUGCCUUCCCAGCUCUACCGAUGACUUCCCUUCAGGCUCGAACUGUGUCACCACAGGCUGGGGGCUGACCAAGCACACAAAUAGCAACACCCCCGAGAGGCUCCAGCAAGCCGCCCUGCCCCUGCUGUCCAACGCCGAGUGCAAGGAGUACUGGGGGAGCAAGAUCAAAGACACUAUGAUCUGCGCUGGGGCCAGCGGUGUUUCCUCCUGCAUGGGUGACUCUGGUGGCCCACUGGUCUGCCAGAGGGAUGGUGCCUGGACCCUGGUGGGUAUCGUCUCCUGGGGCAGUAGCACCUGUUCCACCUCCAGCCCUGGUGUGUAUGCCCGGGUCACAGAGCUCAUACCUUGGGUGCAGGAGAUCCUGGCUGCCAACUGAGUUUCCUGCAAGAGAUGGGCCUCUGCAUUUCCCGUGUGCCUGCCUGACAUCUCAAUAAACUUCCUGGAGAAAGAA